This is a messenger RNA of Ziziphus jujuba (common jujube), 2635 nucleotides long. Its product is annotated as chaperone protein dnaJ 1, mitochondrial. NCBI's taxonomy places the organism in Eukaryota, Viridiplantae, Streptophyta, Magnoliopsida, Rosales, Rhamnaceae. Gene Ontology annotation, cellular component: cytoplasm. Gene Ontology annotation, biological process: protein refolding; response to heat. Gene Ontology annotation, molecular function: heat shock protein binding; ATP binding. The coding region runs from base 116 to 1459 and encodes 447 amino acids. The transcript has 20 exons. The record is from RefSeq and is a predicted model, not a curated record.
CGAUUCUCUUUUUUUUUUAUUUGUCGGAAUUUCUCAGCUUUAACCUUGAUUAACCACUCUCAUUCCAUUCUCACCGUAACUUGACCAGGAGUAGAAGUAGACUUUUCUCUUGGAAAUGAGCAAAUUCAGCUGGCUACGCCUGUGUCGGCGAUAUUUGUGGUCGUCCAUGGCUGCCGAGUCUCGCACUGAACUAGGACUCGGUGGAGUUUGCUCAUUGCACCAGUUGUUGUUUCGUGGACCAGCUUUGCAAUGUUGUUCUGUGAAUGGAGGACCUGCAAAUUUGGCUACCUCGUUGGGAAGACGUUAUUUCCAUGCCUCAGGGUUCUAUUGCUCCCCUUCGAAAGAUUAUUAUGAGAUUCUAGGUGUUCCUCAGAAUGCCAGUCGAGAUGAGAUUAAAAAGGCUUUUCAUGCUCUUGCAAAGAAGUAUCAUCCAGAUGCAAAUAAAAAUGAUCCUUUUUCAAAAAGAAGAUUUCAGGAGAUAAGAGAUGCCUACGAGACAUUGCGAGAUUCUGAAAAGAGGGCGCAGUAUGACAAGACACGAGCGACUGGCUCAGAAAAUGUAGAACAUGAUGCUGGUGAUGCGAAGGGGUUUGGAUAUCAUCAUCAAACAGGGUUUGGAUUUAAUCAAGCCCAUUUCUCUGAGACAUUUAAAACAGUAUUCUCGGAGAUUUUUGAAGAUGAAUUUGUCCGUCCUGCUUCUGAUAUUAAGGUGGAAUUGACUCUUUCGUUUUCCGAAGCCGUUCAAGGAUGCACAAGGGUUUUAUCUUUUGAUGCAUAUGUUCCUUGUGAUUCUUGCUAUGGGCGUGGGUAUCCGUUAGAUGCCAAGAGAAAAGUUUGUCCUACUUGCCGAGGUAUUGGGAGAGUAACAAUUCCUCCAUUUACAACAACAUGCAGUACUUGCAAAGGAUCAGGCCAAAUAAUCAAGGAACUUUGUAUGUCAUGCAGAGGUUCAGGGGUGGUUGAAGGUGUUAAAGAUGUCAAAGUUACAAUACCAGCAGGUGUCGAUUCUGGAGAUACAAUACGUGUACCAGACGCUGGAAAUACUGGCAGACUAGGAAGCCAAUCUGGAUGCUUAUACAUUAAACUAAAGGUUGCUGAAGAUCCAACUUUUGCUAGAGAAGGGGCAGAUGUUUACGUGGAUUCUAAUAUUAGCUUUACACAAGCUAUCCUUGGUGGUAAGGUUGAGGUACCUACUUUGUCUGGGAAGACACAAGUAAAAAUACCCAAGGGAGUUCAACCUGGACAACUUCUGGUACUAAGAGGCAAAGGACUACCAAAGCAUGGUUUUCUUCUUGACCAUGGAGAUCAAUAUGUGCGCUUCCGUGUCAACUUCCCCACCAGUGCUAUAAACGAACGCCAGCGUGCCAUCCUGGAAGAAUUUGCAAAGGAAGAAAUAAUUGAUGGACACAAUAGUUCAAAUGGAGUAAAUUGGCUUUAUCAGCAGAUAUGUACUGGUUGAACUUACAGGUUGCAGCAACUAUUCGAACGCUUUACAGAUCCAAAGUUUGUGCUUGAACUAUCUAUAUUUGUAUUGAUUCUUCUUUUCCUGAGCAAAACCAUGGGCUGAGAAUGCUGGUCGAGGUAAUUUUGAUGGAGAUACCUGGACCAAUUAUCAAUGGUAACGGGAUACUUUAUUUAUCAUCCUCGGGAGUUCUAAUAAGGUAAGUCAUCGAUCCUCGUUCAUAAUCAUCAGUAAUUUCCCUGCUUUUUUAAUUCAUUAGCAGGAAUUCCGAUGUUUGCUGGAGAAUUGUUUAUCUUUUUGGUUUUAGUUUAGUCCUGUGUUUGUUUGCCCGUGAUUUUGUGUGCAGAAAAAAGGUUCUUUUUCCAAUAUAAUGAAUUGAAGAUAAUUUCUGUUCAAUCACCUGACUUGCACCUUUGCCUUGAGUUUUUUUAGAGCUAUUGCCUUUGGUGAAAUGUUUCAGAUGAAGAGUGCAUGAAGAGUGCUCUUCUUCCCCAGAGGAAUCAAAAGACAUUUAAAGAAUUUUGUUGCUAAAGCAUUUUUGAUAAUUUGUCAUUCUUCAUUGAAGUUCCACUGAAAAUUAGUAAGCUAGUAGAAGUUGUAGUUUUGAUUGUAUUUGACAGGUCUUGUACAAUGAAACUAUAAAAUUUUCAAUUUAAAACAAUUUUAAAUAUUCUUUUGUUAGGUCUACCCUAUGCUUGAUAAUCACAUAAUAAUCUACCUUGUUUUUAGCCAGUUGUGAUUGUGGUUGAAUUAGACCUCUACUUGAAAAGAGAAAAUUACAUUCCCGCACUGCUUGCCAACCAUCAAACAGUACCAGAUAUAGUAGAGAUAGAGGAGGUCACUGCUCUAACCAAACAAGAGAGAUCAAGUUACGGCCAACAUCAAUGCUUUUAUGCAGCCUACCAGAUUAUGCAAUAUACUAAAAUUACGAUAACUGCCUACCGCCCGAUCCUUUAUCUUCACAUUCUAUUACUCGACUCAACUGUGCAAGUCAAACUGCUUUAGGACUUGGGGAUGCAUGUAAUAACAUUCUUUUCUGGAUGUAGGUCAGAUAUACUUUGCUGGUCUUUUUUUUUUUUUUUUGGCGUUAACAAUUCCUUAUAUCUGGGGAGACGCAUUUUUCUACCAAAAACAAGAUGGGAGUAAUAGCAAACGAAACAAAACAUUCAAUUA